UCAGUAAUAAGGUCGUGAGCACCCCGCCCUCCACUGCACUGGGAGCGAGCGCACUGUCCAAGCGUUGCCAUGGCGCCGGCAACCCGAUCACACAGCGAGGCGAAACAGAGAGAGGAGAGGAGAAGCAAGAGAGAGAGAGAGAGACCCGCUCCGGAGACUGCAAUAUCCCACACCUGGAAAAGAGCAAUCCUGCAGGACACAGAGCCGUUCAGAGGAGGGAGACUCUACAGGGAGACGGUCGAUACACAGACUGAGCCAGCUUGUCACAGAAGAGAGGCCAUGAUGGGAGCGGAGUAAAAGUCCGGACUGCACCCCCACUCCUGCCCCUCCAUGGCAGCAGCUCCACGGCUGGAGCACAGAGGCAGAUCCGGAGCGAUGGCUAGCAGCUCCUGGGAGCUCCUGGGACUUCAGGGCAGGAUGGGGAGCUCCUACCCCUGGCUGUGUGAUCCGCGGGGCUGCCCGCAGUGCCCCUAUCACAUUCGCACAGGCGAGGAGGCGCGGAUUCCUUACGCCGAGUUCAGCGAGACCUUCGGCUUCCCCUACGGCCCCACCCUCGUGGGGAGCCGGCUCCUGCUGCUCUACGAGCUGCGGACCCCCUCGGGGAGCCUGGUGCAGAGGGGCAGGGCCUCCGACUGCCCCCUGUACGGCCUGCACCCCGAGGGGCUGCUGUUCGGCUCGGACGGGUACCUGCGCUCGGUGCUGCACACCUACGAGAACGUGGGCUCAGUGACCCUCUACUGCAGCCACACGCCCUGCAAUGAGCCGGGCAGUGCCUGCCUCAGCGACACCGCGGGGUUCCUGGAGGACUUCCCCGGCACGCGCCUCGACCUCUACUUCUCACAGCUCUACCACACCGACGAGCGCCACCCCGCCUCGGGCUGGAACUGCGAGGGGCUGCGCGCCCUGGCUGGCCUCUGGCCCCGCGUCACCCUCAGCCCGCUGUCCGGAGGGGGCUGGCUCUCCCUGCUGCGCAAGUUCGUCACGGGGGUCCCGUCGGCCACCUUCUACAGCCCCCUGCUGCCGGGCCGAGCCGCGGCCGACCGACACAACGCCUUCCAGAUUGCUGUCAUCACCGGGGUGCAGCCAGCCUUCGUAGACGUGGAGCCUGAGACUCUCCCCAGGCAGCGUCCCCCGAGGGACAGGCUCAUGCCCCUGCCCUCCCUGAGGCAGUCUUCCCUUGUGAGGAGCCUCAACGAACCCCCUGCCUGGGGCUCCCCGGGACUGUACCAGUCUCCCUGGGGCUGGCAGCACUAUCACCCCUCUCUUCUCUCCCACUCCCUCCUCUCCCAGUCCCUCCAGCAGCCCAGGAAUGUGGUGCGUCACCUGCGGAUGCCCAGCGGGGCGCCCUCCCCGAGCCGUCGGAGCCUCCUGCCUCUGCUGCCCCCGAACGGGCGCGCUGUGGAGAUAGUGGAGAUGGUAGAGAGGGAGGCGGAGCCAGAGGAGGAGGGAGGAGGGGCCAGAGAGAGGCAUGGGAGGAGCAAGUCCAGGAGGAAGGGGAGGAGGAACUAGAACACUCAGCCACAGUCUUUAAAGUGUGUUACUGUGCUUGUCAAACGGGCACAAAAAAAUCAAACAUAAUAAAUGAGUCUCAGCAGGUCAGGAGCCAGGCUGCUGGUCAGAGACAUGCGCCCCGUGUCGAUGGUUAUUUUCUAUCUUCAAAGGUAAAAACAUUUUAAAAAAAUUAAAAUCCUGAUUGUCUUAAUUAAUAAAUUUCCA
Messenger RNA from Acipenser ruthenus (sterlet), 1716 nucleotides. Its product is annotated as putative C->U-editing enzyme APOBEC-4. The record is from RefSeq and is a predicted model, not a curated record. Lineage: Eukaryota; Metazoa; Chordata; Actinopteri; Acipenseriformes; Acipenseridae. The transcript has 2 exons. The coding region runs from base 331 to 1509 and encodes 392 amino acids.